This is a messenger RNA of Brassica napus (rape), 4920 nucleotides long. RefSeq names its product lysine-specific demethylase JMJ25-like. The transcript has 11 exons. Gene Ontology annotation, biological process: regulation of transcription by RNA polymerase II. NCBI's taxonomy places the organism in Eukaryota, Viridiplantae, Streptophyta, Magnoliopsida, Brassicales, Brassicaceae. Gene Ontology annotation, cellular component: histone deacetylase complex; chromatin. The record is from RefSeq and is a predicted model, not a curated record. Gene Ontology annotation, molecular function: histone H3K9 demethylase activity; transcription coregulator activity; chromatin DNA binding. The coding region runs from base 311 to 3241 and encodes 976 amino acids.
ACGAACGAUGCUCUGUUGCUCUUCCCCUCUUCCUUUUUUCUUUUAGUCAGCUAAAUAGCGAAAUUGAGAAUCGAUAGCUGCGUGCGUCUAGGGUUUAGAUUUAUCAAGAGAAUCAUCGUCGCUUCGAAUCCCCCCCGAUUUCACUUUUCUUCGCAGAUUUGAACAAUCUCUUAUGAUUCGAUAGAUCUCUCUCUGUGUGCUAUCGCGGAACUGAUUCACUUGAGAUUUGUUUGUUCUGAGCUCAAAAUCAAACACGAUUCGUAGCAUCUCUGCCUCCGUUCUCGUUCACUGAUCUGAUUUUGCAGCCAAAAUGGUGGAGUCCGAUGAUGGGGUUGAUUUCAAGGCUUAUAGUCCGAUUGAGAGUUCUCUGUUUUCCUUUCAAUGUAUUUGGUCUACGAAGAAGAAGAGAAGUUUGAAAUUAGUCAAGUCCAAAGAGUUUAGCAGGAAAGAGGAGAGAGAGGGAGGCAUGAGGCCGCGUCCUGUGAUAUUCAGAGUCUAUAGUAGGAAAAGGAAGCGGCUUUUGCGUGUGGGUAGUGUUGAAGGCAGUGACGGAGUUGAAGUUAUUCUUACUGAAGCACCAUCUCAUGAGAAACUGCAACACUCUGUAGAUGAUGAUGUUGGUGUUGUAUUAGGUGACUGGAUUAAACAAAAGAGGAGGUUCAGGUUGAAGAGUGGGGAAGAUAAGCGCAUAGACUCCGAGGUGAUGACUGCGUCUGUAACGAAAGUGGAACCUUUAGAAGAUGAUACAAUAUUGCCUAGUUGGAGUCCUGGAAGAUUCACGGGUAAAAGGAAGAACAGACGCAGAGUAGGACCUGAUGUUAAAUCUGAGAUGAAGUCAACGGCUGUUAUGAAAGUGGAACCUUCUGUAGAUCAUGGAAGAUCCACUGGUAGAAAGAGAGACAGACACCAAAUAGAACUUGAAGAAGAUGUGGCUUGGGAAGAAGAACUUCAAAUGAUUUCUAAGAUCCAGGCAACAAAGCGAAGAAGAAGAAGAGGUUCCCACAGUCCAGAGCAUGUCACACGUGCUAGUGGAUCACGUUCACGUUCGCCAGAUUCAGAGGUGUCAGAUUCCCUUCUGAAAAAUGGGUGUUCUGAUGACCCUGAAAGCAUGAAAAGUUCUUCAAAGGAAUCUAAGGAACGCAUUGCCAUUUGCCAUCAGUGUUUGAAAGGGGACAGGAUAACACUUCUCGUUUGCAGUGAAUGUGAAGAGACUAUGUAUUGUCUUCAAUGUAUAAGGAAAUGGUAUCCACAUCUAUCUGAGGAUGAUAUCGUUGAUAAAUGUCCUUUUUGCCAAAAAAAUUGUAAUUGCAACAGAUGCUUACAUUUGAAUGGUUUAAUCGAGACAACGAAGAGGGACCUCGCGAAUUCUGAAAGACGCCAUCAUCUCCAAUACUUAAUUGCUUUGAUGCUUCCAUUUUUGAAUAUGUUAUCCGAGUCCCAGAAUCAAGAGAUUGAAACUGAGGCAAAGGCUCAAGGAUUACAGCCUUUUGAAGUUGACGUAACUAGCGCAGUGAGCUACUGUGAUGAACGUGUAUACUGUGAUCAUUGUGCAACUUCAAUUGUUGACUUGCACCGGAGCUGCCCAAAGUGCUCUUUCGAGCUUUGUUUGAACUGUUGUCAAGAGAUUCGCGAAGGUUCUAUGUCCCAACGCCCUGAAACGAAGCUGCAGUAUGUUAAUAAAGGAUACAAGUACAUGCAUGGUUUAGAAAUGGAACCGAGCUCCUCUUCUGUUUCCGAGGAGGAUGAAGAAGCUAACAGAUUCGCAAAGUGGAAUGCUGGUUCCGAUGGAAGCAUCCCUUGUGCACCAAAAGAGCUAGGUGGUUGUGGUGAUUGUAUGUUGGAGCUUAAGCGAAUCCUACCACAGAACCGGAUCUCAGACUUGGAACAAAAGGCAGAGGCUUUCUUGGCAUCAUACGAUAACAGCCCUCGAGUGUUGAAAUGUAAAUGUUCUGCCUUGGAGACAGAUAUGACAAGGAAAACAGCUUCUAGGAAUGGAUCAAGCGACAACUACUUGUUCUGUCCACGAUCUCUUGAUGUUUUGAAGGAAGAAGGGCUUCUGCAUUUUCAAGAGCAUUGGAAAAAGGGUGAACCGGUAAUCGUUGGGAACGCUCUUGAUAACACCCAUGGUUUAAGCUGGGAGCCGAUGGUUAUGUGGAGGGCGUUAUGCGAAAAUUUGGAUUCAACAGCAAGUUCUAAGAUGUCUGAAGUGAAAGCUAUUGAUUGUUUAGCUAAUUGUGAGGUGGAGAUCAAUACUCGUCAUUUCUUUGAAGGUUAUAGCAAAGGAAGAACAUACGGAAACUUCUGGCCUGAGAUGUUAAAGCUAAAGGACUGGCCUCCUUCUGAUAAGUUUGAAGAUCUUUUACCUCGUCACUGUGACGAGUUCAUAUCCGCAUUGCCUUUUCAAGAAUAUAGCGAUCCUAGAACCGGGAUUCUGAACAUUGCAGCAAAGCUUCCUGAAGGACUUAUCAAACCAGAUUUGGGUCCGAAAACGUACAUUGCCUACGGGAUUCCAGAUGAGCUUGGUAGAGGUGACUCCGUGACUAAGCUUCACUGCGAUAUGUCAGACGCGGUUAAUAUUCUGACGCAUACAACUGAGGUAACAUUAAGUCAAGAACAGAUAUCUGCAGUCAAAGACCUGAAGCAGAAACACAGAGAACAGAACAAGCUAGAGGAACAGGGCACCGAAGACGAUGGCAUUGCCUGCGGCCGUGAGGAAGAAGGAAUGAACAUGCCAGAGAUUCUGAGCUAUGAAAAACAGCAGAAUCAUGACGAAACAGGAAGUGCUCUUUGGGACAUUUUUAGGAGAGAAGAUGUUCCAAAGUUAGAAGAGUAUCUAAGAAAGCAUUGCAAAGAAUUUAGACACACUUUUUGUUGUCCGGUUACAAAGGUUUAUCACCCGAUACACGACCAGUCAUGCUAUCUAACCGUAGAGCAUAAAAGAAAACUCAAGGCGGAGUUUGGGAUCGAACCAUGGACAUUUGUGCAAAAGCUAGGAGAAGCUGUGUUUAUUCCUGCGGGUUGCCCUCAUCAAGUCCGUAAUCUAAAGUCGUGCACUAAAGUUGCAGUUGACUUUGUGUCACCAGAGAACAUCCAUGAGUGUCUACGUCUUACCGAAGAGUUUCGUCAACUUCCCAAGAACCACAAGGCCAGAGAGGACAAACUUGAGGUAAGUAUUUUCUCUCUUUACCAUUCUUUUUCUUGUUUACGUGUUUUUGUGAGCUUAUUUAUUGCACAUUUUUAGUCUGAUAUCUGGAUCAAGUUAGGAGGGAUGGGCAUUUGAACCAAACCAAUUUACAUGAAACACAAAAUUAUUUUAGAAUGGACCCCACAUCAAUUUGAACCGUAAUCUAACAAAAAUGACCAAAUUUUUAUUUUCAAAAUAAAUAAAUUAAUUUGUAUUUGAAAUAUACUUUAAUGAUUCUUUUGGAACACCAAUUAGACGGAGAGAAUCUCGCCAAAGUGAUAAACGAAGACAACUAAAUCAUAAAAAAAAAUAGAUGUGGUAAAUCAGAGAAGAAAUCCGUAGAGAAACUUCACUUUGUAUAUGAAGCCGACCUUCGAAUUAACAGAAUGAAGUAAAAAAAACUGAUGUUGAAGUACCCAUCUAAUGGGGUUUGAGAUCGGUGGUAGACGUCUCGAAUGGUGCUAGGAUCUCUGGAGAGAGAGAGAGGUGGUGGAUGAUUCUCCAUAAAUUUUCCUUGGUAAAAAAGAUGGAGCACAAAACUCCAGUUCUAAAGAACUCAGCAGGAGAGUAGCAAAUGUAGCGCAACGAAGGAUAGGACGGACGUAAAUCAUGAACUUUGGCUCUAAAGAGCUUGUCGGGAAAGACAUUGAACUUAACAAGGAGCCUCAUCGUAACAGUUCUAGACUUGAUAUUGAUGUGCGGCUGCGAAGAAGCCGGUGAAGCUGCAAGGUUUGGGGUUGAUAGUGCAAAUGCAAAGGAGAGGGUCGGAAUAGUUUGUGUACAGAUGUUCUUUCAGUACAAGUAUUCUUAAUGGGCCUUGUUGUGUUAGUAGGCUUUGAAGAUGGGACUUGAGAGACCCAACCAUGAGCCAAGCCCACACACGUACGAAGGAGAGUGAAUCUCGAGGAGUCAGGCUGAAGCACAAUGGAUGUGAGAAGGUAGGAGAAGAGCGGAGCAAAUCCAAACUGUGAUGAAAGCAGAGCCAGCACCACCAAGGACUGUCGCAGUCUGAGACGGUGUGAAAUGCUGGAGGCGCAGCGAAGUAUAGAAAAUGAGAUCUGGUGAGUGAGACCACGAGCUUAGUAGAUCCAGCGUUUCCACUUGGACUGAGAGGAGCGGCGAUGAGGAGUGGAGUAGGAGUGGCGGCAAUGACAAGAUGAGCCGGAGAGACAGUGAUGACGAGGGAAGCAAGAAAUGUAGCGAUGAAGUGAGAAACAGGAAAGACGGAAGCAAUGAGAGGAGCAGUGGCGGCGGCGGCGACUACAUAGGAUAAUAUUCUGCAUAUUUCUUAGUUAGUACAUGUAUUUAGAUAGGAUAAUAUUCUGCAUAUUUCUUAGUUAGUACAUGUAUUUGAUGAAGGUGCUAUAUAUUCAUUCCAUUCUUCUUUGAUAUAUAUUCACAGGGCAUGCCAUUUAAUGUUUUUAUUUGUAUUAUUUUUGUAACAGAUAAAGAAGAUGGUGAUCUAUGCGAUCGAGCAAACUCUCAAAGAAUUUGAAAUGUUAUCGGAAGAGGUCAAACCAAUGCUCCAAUAGUUGAAGACUGCUUUUUGGAAAGUGCGGUCUGGCCAAGAAGGCAUAGCUAUCUAUAUAAGCUACUUUAUUGUGCCUUAGCUGUGUAGGGAGGGACUUGGAUUCUGUAUACAUAUUAAAAGAAAAAGAUGUAAGCUCUAUGAUAAGAUAAGCAAAACAACAUUGUUAGUUUGUCAUCUUAUAUAUAAUUAGAGUUUUUUUUAUUCC